Molecule: messenger RNA, 906 nt
Organism: Sipha flava (yellow sugarcane aphid)
Lineage: Eukaryota; Metazoa; Arthropoda; Insecta; Hemiptera; Aphididae
Product: actin-like
Exons: 2
Coding region: 433-813 (126 amino acids)
Biological process (GO): cell motility; axonogenesis
Cellular component (GO): NuA4 histone acetyltransferase complex; synapse; axon
Molecular function (GO): protein kinase binding; nucleosomal DNA binding
Source: RefSeq, a predicted model, not a curated record
UAUUAAAAAAAAAACUCGAUACUCAACAAAACAAAUAAUUAUAAAUAAAAAUGUUGUAAUUCUGGACAAAGUUUCGUAUCGUAGUCAUCGAAUUUUUCCGGUAUUAAAUUCUGAAUCAAGUAUAUUCAGUUACUUUCGUGUAAUUCUUCAAACCAACCAGUUCACAACCAAUAAAAUACAGGUCUGUCUGAACAGAAUCAUGAUCAUAAACGAUUCGCUGUACAAAACCACGGACGUCAUGAAAAUUUUUCAUUCGCAAGUUAACAUAACCUUUGAUAUUCGAUUAUUUCAAAUUAAAAUGGUCCGACCACUGGAAUAAUCUUUAGUUCUGGCGAUGGAGAAUCUCAUAGUGUCUCAAUCUUUGAAGGAUAUGCUAUACUUUUUGCUAUCCAAUAUUUAAAUUUUGCUGGCCGUGAUCUCACGGAUUACAUAAUGAAAAUGUUAACUGAACGUGGUUACAGUUUUACAACUAUCGCUGCACGAAACAUCGUUGGUGACAUUAGAGAAAAAUUGUGCUACGUUACUUUGAACUACGAACAAGAAAUGUCUACCGCUGUAUUAUCUUCUACGUUAAAGAAAUCCAAUAAAUUACCUGAUGGACAAUUCAUCACAAUUAGAAAUAAAAGAUUCUAUUGCACAAAAGCUCUUUUCAAACCUUUACUCUUAGCAAUGGAAGCUUGUGGUAUCCAUGAAACCAUUAACAACUCCAUUAUGAAGUGUGGUGUAGAAUUCCGUAGGCAAAUGUCCUCCUAUAUUGUAAUGUCCGGAGAUAACAUCAUAUACCCAGGUUUUGCUGCAAGAAUGCUACAAUAAAUUAAUGCUUUAACUGCAGAUACAAUGGAGAGGAAGAUAAUUUCCAAACCAGAAAGAAAAUACUCAAUAUGCAUCGGAGGUUCUAUGUUGGCU